Messenger RNA from Camelina sativa (false flax), 1992 nucleotides. RefSeq lists its product as uncharacterized. Gene Ontology annotation, molecular function: RNA-DNA hybrid ribonuclease activity; nucleic acid binding. The record is from RefSeq and is a predicted model, not a curated record. Lineage: Eukaryota; Viridiplantae; Streptophyta; Magnoliopsida; Brassicales; Brassicaceae.
AUGGGGUUUGGAAUAUGUUUCGUCGGGUUGUGUCAAAAUGCACAAAGAACAGGCUCUCUCCCGGGUGUAAGAGUAGCAAGGAAGAACCAUUUGAUUAAUCACCUUCUCUUUGCCGAUGAUACAAUGUUUUUCAGUAAAACAAGCCCAAGCAGUUGCGCUACUCUCAUGCUUAUUUUAAAGCGUUAUGAGGAAGCUUCUGAACAGUGUAUAAAUGUGGAGAAAUUUGGGAUUACAUUCUCUUCUAAAACACCCCUGGAAGUGAAAGUGAGAGUGAAGCAAGCUUUGGGGAUCACCAAUGAAGGAGGUGUAGGGAAAUAUCUCGGGCUCCCUGAGCAUUUUGGGAAAAGGAAGAAAGAUAUUUUCACGGCACUAGUGGAUAAAGUAAGACAAAGAGUUAUGUCCUUAUCCAACUGGUUUCUCACUAGUGCAGGGAAGUUGAUCCUGCUGAAGAUGGUUCUUUCAUCUAUGCCGUCCUACGCCAUGUCUUGUUUCAAGCUCCCAUUGUCUUUAUGUAAAAGACUUCAAUCGGUUCUGACUAGAUUUUGGUGGGAUGAUAAACCAGGGCAGAAGAAAAUUUGCUGGGUGGGAUGGGAUACGCUUACCGGUGCAAAAGAGGAAGGGGGAUUGGGUCCUCCUUUAUGGAAGCGAAAGCACCAUCCAACGCCUCCCAUGGGUGGAGGGGCAUUUUGGAGACUAGGGAUAUCCUCAGGAAAGGACUUGGCUGGAUUGUCGGGAAUGGUGAAGACAUCAAAGUUUGGAGUGCUCCGUGGUUGUCUAGGUCGCAAGUCACAAACUUUGAUCCCAAUGGGACCACCUACAAAGGAGAAAGCGCAUUGGAAAGUAAAGGAGCUCUUGUACCCAAAUUCUACCAAGUGGAAUGUGGAGGUUAUUCGUCAAGUGAUACCUCAUCAUGAGGAGGAGAUACUCAGUCUGAUAUUGAGUGAUUCCCCAAAACCGGAUAAGCUUCGGUGGCUUCCGGAGAGAUCAAGGAACUAUACUACGAAAUCUGGUUAUAACUUGUGCAAGUGUUCAGUUGUUCCGGGAGCUUCAGGUAGUUUCAACUGGAGCAAGAAUGUGUGGAAGGUUACCACUUCUCCAAAGCUUAGGAUGUUUUUAUGGAAAGUUGUACGUAAUGUCAUCCCAGUGGGCAUGCUGUUGGUAAGUAGAGGAAUAGGUGAUGCUGGAAGCUGUAAGAGAUGUGGUGGGAACAAAGAAGCUCUGCAUGUCCUAGGCUCCUGCCUGUUUGCGAAGAGGGUUUGGCAACUAGCUCCUUUGGUUUCUCUGCCUAGAUUGGAUAACCUGAGUACUGUUAAGGAAUUGUUGGUGUCAGUAGGGCAAUCGCUCACCCUCCCACCAGUGGGAUUGAGUAUUGCCCCGCUGUACCCCUGGAUCAUGUGGUACCUAUGGAAAUCGCGUAACUUAUUGAUUUUUGAAAACAAAAUCUGGUCGGAAAUUAAGGUGGUCCAAAAAGCGAUUCUGGAAGCUAGGAGCUGGCAACAGGCUGCACUGAUCCAACCGAAGAAGCAAACAAAGCGGAAGCUGGUCGAAGCUGUCUCUAUCCACCCGGAGGCUUGCGUCUGCUUCUCUGAUGCAGCGUGGAAUGCUACGACAAAGGUUUGUGGGUUGGGCUGGACCAUCAAUAAUUUCACUUCUGGAUUGAUUCAACAAGGAAGUACUUCUCAACCCUUUGUGUCCUCUUCCCUCGUAGCAGAGGCUUUAGCUCUAAAAACAGUUAUCAUGGCGGCUUUAGCUAUGGGUGUUGUAAGGUUGGUUUGCAACUCGGAUUGUCAGGACCUAAUUGGUCUUAUCAAUUCCGGUGGCCAAACUACUGAACUCGAUGGGAUUUUGGAUAAUAUUCAAUUUCUCUCCCUUAAAUUUAUGUCUAUUUUCUAUUGUUAUGUACCUCGUUCGGAGAACUCAGAGGCAGAUGCUAGCCUACUGUCUUGUAAUGCCUCCUCCCUAGUUUGGAGGUUGAGCGUUUCUAAUUUAUAA